Ictalurus furcatus (blue catfish) is the source of this 1704-nucleotide messenger RNA. RefSeq names its product mitochondrial ribosomal protein L24 (gene mrpl24). The coding region runs from base 980 to 1630 and encodes 216 amino acids. NCBI's taxonomy places the organism in Eukaryota, Metazoa, Chordata, Actinopteri, Siluriformes, Ictaluridae. The transcript is spliced from 6 exons. Gene Ontology annotation, molecular function: structural constituent of ribosome; RNA binding. Gene Ontology annotation, biological process: translation. Gene Ontology annotation, cellular component: ribosome; mitochondrion. The record is from RefSeq and is a predicted model, not a curated record.
AUAUUUUGGACCGUGUCACCUAAAUGACAGAAUCGUUCAGCUGAAACCAUUCUGUAUUACAUUAACAGCAUUUUGACUAUUUUAAAUUAUUUCCUUUAGUAUCAUUUUAAAGCCUUUUAAAAAAAUGAUAGUUUUUUGUAUAUACAUAAACAAUUUGUAUGUGGUUCUGUCACUAAAGACUUCUUUAUUCUAUAUGAAAUAAUUUACACCACACUGCUGCUGAGUUCUGGACUGUGAUUGGUCAGGAGGUGGUGAUUAAUUCUCUAUAACGGCGGCUCUGACAGUAGCGCAGGUUUAUAUUAACACGCAAGUUCUGAUACGUUAUGGUUUCUAUAGUAACGGCUCGUUCACAGGGACGUGUACAGCGCACGCUCCACUGAUAAUAAACAGAUUAAAAUAAUCACUGAUACGGCGAAGUUUUCUGUAAGGAGGAAUGUGUUUAAGGAAGGAGUCUCCAGUGUCAGCGCUGUGUUACAGUCAGAGGUAAAGCUGUAACAUUAAGUUUUCCCACAUCUUCAGGACAGAGGAGUUUAUCACAGUGGCAUAAGAGGAAUAAAACACCUGUGGACGUGCUGUUACAGGAAAUGAAUCAACGUUCAAAGCGGUAACGGUGACGCCGCUCCAUCACACCACCCCGUCGUUCGUCGCUGAUUAUUUUUCUGUAACAGCGUUCCCCAGAGCGUUUACUUGUUUUCUACUCUGAUCGAAUUCUAUCCUGUUCCACUCUUCCUUCUUCAUGUAUCACGUUUUGAUAUGCAAAUGACCAUGACCGUUAAAUAAAAUAUGCAAAUUAGGACAUGACGUCAUUCUGUGAUUUCUGGCGACUUCUUCCUGGCAACCGCAUGGGAGCCGUGCAAAAGAAAAAAGGAGAACAGGAAAAAGAACGAACAAGUCAAAAGGAGGGGGAAAUCGAGACGACUUUCAGUUAACUGACUGUAGAGGAACAUUUACGACCUAUCAGUGUGUGUGUGUGUGAAGUAUGCGUCUGACGGCUCUGCUCUCCAUGGCGGCGAAGGCUGCGUUUCCCCGUGAUUAUCGGUACGGGACGAACAGGCCGUGGACUGCAGCAGCGAGGAGACUCAACCCUCCGGGGAAGAGGAGGAGGAAGGUGUUCGUGGAGCCGAUCGCCCCUGAGGACUGGCGUGUGUUCAAAGGGGACGUGGUAGAGAUCCUCUCAGGUAAAGAUAAAGGGAAGCAGGGGAAAGUCACUCAGGUGUUCCGCCACCGUAACUGGGUCAUCAUCGAGGGACUCAACACGCACCACAGGUACAUCGGCAGGUCCGGAGACUACAGAGGGACGUACAUCGUGAGUGAAGCUCCUCUGCUGCUGAAGGACGUGUCCCUGGUCGACCCCACAGACAGGAAGCCCACGGAGACGGACUGGAAGUUCACAGAGGAGGGAGAGAAGGUCCGGGUUUCCCUCAGGACGGGACGGAUCAUCCCCAAACCCGUCUUUCAGAGGAGGGACGGCAUCAUACCACAGCAGUGGAAAGACGGACCGAAGGACACAUCUCCUGAGGACGCUCUGGAGAAAACCUACAUUCCGUCACUGAAGACUCUGGAGGAGGAAGUGAUGGAGAAAAUGAACAUCCAGGAACCGAGAAGACCCCGAAGCAGCUUCUGGUACUGAGACACAGGAGAGAGGAGAGCGGAUGUUCUUUAAGCUGUAAUGACAACGUGGAUCUGCAAUAAACGUGUUUAUCG